UGCUCCAGUCGUUCCCGAGCAGGAGACUCUGCAAGAGUGCCCCAAAGGAGUAUCUCCAAGCGGGCAGGGAAGCACCCACCUUCCCUGGCAGGGGAGAAAAAUGCUGAUUUUUCAUGGUUUACCAGAAAAUCCACAUCACUGCCAACCUUAGCUUCAAGGCUUAUUCUUAAUUAGAGUUGAGAAGCCUGUUUCAACUUGAAGACACGAGUAUCAAGUGAAUGGACAGCCAGCUACCGCAAUGAAAGAAAUUAAACCUGGAAUAACCGAUGCUGAACCUUUGCCUCAGCUGCCCCCGAAUGUUUCCUGACAGGUAUUUUUGCUGACAGUCCGUCACUACUGAAGAAUGGGGCUCAACCUAACACUUGCAAAGUUACCAGAUGAUGAGCUGCACGGCCAAGGGAAUCCCGCUGCAAGUAACUCCAGCGAAGGACCCGGAAAGAACACCACCGCUAACAAUGAGUUUGACACCAUCGUCCUGCCUGUGCUCUACCUCAUCAUAUUUGUGGCAAGCAUCCUGCUGAAUGGUCUCGCAGUGUGGAUCUUCUUCCACAUUAGGAAUAAAACCAGCUUCAUAUUUUAUCUCAAAAACAUCGUGGUUGCUGACCUCAUAAUGACACUGACUUUUCCAUUUCGGAUAGUCCAUGACGCAGGAUUUGGACCGUGGUACUUCAAGUUUAUCCUCUGCAGAUACACUUCCGUUUUAUUUUAUGGACACAUGUACACUUCCAUCGUGUUUCUUGGGCUGAUAAGCAUUGAUCGCUAUCUGAAGGUGGUGAAGCCAUUUGGGGACUCUCGCAUGUACAGCAUAACCUUCACAAAGGUUUUAUCUGUUUGUGUCUGGGUGAUCAUGGCUGUGUUGUCCUUGCCGAACAUCAUCCUAACAAACGUACAACCAACUACAGAAAAUAUUCACGACUGCAUGACACUUAAAAGUCCCUUGGGAGUCAAAUGGCAUAAUGCGGUCAUUUAUGUCAACAGCUGCUUGUUUGUGGCCGUGCUGGGGAUCCUGAUCGGGUGCUACAUAGCCAUAUCCCGGUACAUCCAUAAAUCCAGCAGGCAGUUCAUAAGCCAGUCAAGUCGCAAGCGAAAACACAACCAGAGCAUUCGGGUGGUUGUGGCUGUGUUUUUCACCUGCUUUCUACCAUAUCACUUGUGCAGAAUUCCUUUUACUUUUAGUGACUUGGACAGACAUUUAGACGAAUCUGCACACAAAAUCUUGUAUUACUGCAAAGAAAUGACACUUUUCUUGUCUGCAUGCAACGUGUGCCUGGAUCCAAUAAUUUACUUUUUCAUGUGUAGGUCAUUUUCAAGAAGACUAUUCAAGAAAUCAAAUAUUAGAACGAGGAGUGAAAGCAUCAGAUCACUGCAAAGUGUCAGAAGAUCGGAAGUCCGCAUAUAUUACGAUUAUACUGAUGUGUAGGAAUUAAAGGCCAUGAGGUCCUCUCUCCUUUGUUGAAGUCAAU
This is a messenger RNA of Phyllostomus hastatus (greater spear-nosed bat), 1463 nucleotides long. It is a transcript of the gene GPR87, whose product is annotated as G protein-coupled receptor 87. The record is from RefSeq and is a predicted model, not a curated record. The transcript is spliced from 3 exons. Gene Ontology annotation, cellular component: membrane. Gene Ontology annotation, biological process: G protein-coupled receptor signaling pathway. Lineage: Eukaryota; Metazoa; Chordata; Mammalia; Chiroptera; Phyllostomidae. Bases 344 to 1420 code for a protein of 358 amino acids. Gene Ontology annotation, molecular function: G protein-coupled purinergic nucleotide receptor activity.